Molecule: messenger RNA, 1346 nt
Organism: Morus notabilis
Lineage: Eukaryota; Viridiplantae; Streptophyta; Magnoliopsida; Rosales; Moraceae
Exons: 11
Coding region: 128-985 (285 amino acids)
Source: RefSeq, a predicted model, not a curated record
AAUUACUCCCUCAGCGUCUGGGAACUUCACCAAUGACCUGAAACCACUUUCUCUGCAAAACCAAAUCACAGAAACAACCAUAACCCGUAAUGGAAGUUUAAUUGAAAGAAGCAAAAGGCGGAAAAUAAUGGUGACGAGACGAGAUUUGCUGAAAUGGCAUCUUCUCAUUCUUCUUCUCCUCCUAACGAUUUCUUAUCGAGUUUUGUGCUUGAGCUCUGCCUCGGCCAUAUGCGAUUUCAGCAUCACCGACCGUAACAAGCUCUACAACUUCAACUUGGCUUCUCCCUUGCGAAAUUUCCCUCAUGGCGUCCUCAGCGAAGAUGGGUUUUAUAAGGUGGAAGAAAACGAGACUGUGCUAUGGUUUCAGCUUUGCGAUGUGAUGGGUUUCAACCACGAUCCACCUAAAUGUGUUGACUGCCCGGACUGUGGAGGCCCCUCACACUGUGGUAUGAAUUGUAGUGCACUUGUGGCUAACAACAUAGGAGGUUAUCCAGUAUGCACUACUAUUGGGCGUGCUAAAAGCAUAAGUAUUAACAUUAUUGAUAAGGAAAAUCCUCCCAUGGGUGUCAUUGUUAAGAUGUCAAAUAGUGGCCAAGCGCACAACUGUUCACUUACAGUCUCUGUAAUCUGUGAUGCAAAUGGAGUUCAGGGACCUUAUUCACUGAACCGGACUGGGACAUGUGCUUAUGCUACAGAGCUAAAACAUCCUUCUGGCUGUGCCGAGGUUGCAAAUAUAAAUGCAAAAGGGUGGGGCUGGUUUAGUACCUUAAUCUUAAUCAUCGUAUGCCUUUUUGGAGCAUAUCUUCUGGCUGGUGCAGUUUAUCGAUAUUUCUUCCUUGGAAUUCGUGGUAUAGAGGUUAUUCCAAACCUGGAAUCCUGGACCAGCUUACCUCAGAGAACACAGAGUUUUUUUGCAUCGCUUGUGAGAAGAUUCAGAGGACCUUCACAAGGUUAUCGAAGCUCGUAUUCUUCUGUCAACUUCUGAGUGCAAAUAUUUUAAUAUUUGGUGAGUUCAUUUUGGUAUAAUUUCUUCUCUACCGUGAGCAUUUUCGACACCAAGUGCAAGUUGUUGAGUAUCUUCAAAGCAGCCCUCUAGUUUGAAGCCUGUUGUUUCACCAAAAAAAUGGACUUUUGCAGAACUAGGACUUAGAUCACGCUCCAUAAUAUCGCUCCUCUCCACCCCGUCAAAUUCAAUCAAUUAUUUUAUUCCCGCCAUUGAUAUUCAGUAGCUUGGUAAUCCCCGUAGUCCUUGCUCUAGCAAUUGCUAGCAUUGUUCUUUUUCUCUAAUAUUUGAAUUUUCACUGGCUCUCGUUCAAACAAUUUUGGAGACAUUGAUUUCUUAUACA